This is a messenger RNA of Diatraea saccharalis (sugarcane borer), 951 nucleotides long. The record is from the annotation of a GenBank genome assembly. NCBI's taxonomy places the organism in Eukaryota, Metazoa, Arthropoda, Insecta, Lepidoptera, Crambidae.
AUGAAGAUCGAUAUAAAAAGAGGUUUCACAAUGAUGACAGCAAUCAGUAGCCAUCGAGCCAUCAAGAUGAGAGUUCUGAUCCUGUCCGCUGCACUUUUCGCUUGUGCGACCGGCGCGCCCUCUGGCGCUUUGGUGGCGCCUCUUUCGGUCGUCGCACCCGCCAUACCUGUCGCGUCCGUUAAUUCUGGCGACCUUCAAGGAGCGCUCAUCGAUGCUAAAGUCAAAGCUGAAGACUUGGUCAGAGCAGCGGUUGACCAAAAUAGAGAAGCCGCCGAGCAAGCGGUCGAGAGCACUAACGACAAAGUUAUGGAGAACAACGACCUUGCCAAGGAAAGGAGUUUAGAAGCAUUUUGGGCUGGUGAAGAGAAGAAAUGGCAAGCGUUGGACGCUCUUAAGACAGCAGAAGCUCAAAUAGACGGUCAAAUAGCCAGUACAUCUGACAUAACAGCAAAGAGUUUAGUAGCCCCAGCUGUUAUUGCACCUGUUGUUCCGCCAGCCGCGCCUAUUGUCGCACCGGUCGCGCCAGUAGUCGCUCCAGUCUCUCCUUACUUCUACACUAGUCAGGUUAUCGCACCUGGCAUCAAAACAAUUUCAACGUCAUUCGUUCAAAUCCAGUCAGAAGCAAAGAAAGCUGAAGAGAAGAAAGAAGAAUUCAAAGCUGAGAAACCAGAAGAGGCCAAGGCUGAUUCAGUGCAAAUCGAAUCGGCCGAUGUGAAGACCGCCGAAGCACAGCCUGAAGCUAAACCGGAAGAAAAACUGGAAGCCGCUAAAGAGGAAAGCAAAUACAUUAUUGGACAAACACCUCUUGCUAUUACACCCUUCGCUUUUUCCGCACUGAAGGUUGCUAGCCCGUGGGUGUCGGCACCUAUUGGUCUGGUACAGUCGGAUCUGAGGACCGUGGCAUUACCUGGUCAACUUUAUGCCCCGACCGUGAUUAAAACUGUUUGGUAA